AUGAGCACCUUAAGGAAUUAUCACUUUCAUAGAAGCCACCUCUGGGCCUGGGGCAACUCAGAGACUAUAAAAGCCAGCCUGAAUUCACGCUCUCUCAUCCACUUCUCCUGCCUCCUUCUUGGGAUCCAGGUGCACCUGCAGCCCCAAGCCAUGUCCUGCUACCCCCGGUGCCAGCCCUGCCAGCCCUGUGGGCCCACCCCGCUGGGCAGCAGCUGCAAUGAGCCCUGUGUCAGGCAGUGCCAGGACUCCACCGUCUUCAUCCAGCCCUCGCCCGUGGUGGUGACCCUGCCCGGGCCCAUCCUCAGCUCCUUCCCACAGAACACCGUGGUGGGAUCCUCCAGCUCUGCUGCUGUUGGCAACAUCCUCAGCUCUGAGGGAGUGCCCAUCAAUUCUGGGGGCUUUGACCUCUCCUGCAUCACCAACCGCUACGGUGGCAGCAGAUGCCGUCCCUGCUAAAUCCACUGGUGCAGCCCUCACGAGGAACCCCAGGAACCCAGAAGCUGAUGCUGGACUGAGGACAGAGCUCCUGGCCAUCAGAUUCAGAGGUGCUGAGAAACCAGUGCUGCCCUUCUGAAGGAGGGCUGGUGGGGCUCUCUGAAACCAUGGCCAGUGUUUGCUUUCGCUGCCUUUCUCUUCCACCUCUCUCUUGUCUUCCAUACUUCUGGACUGUAAGGCUUUCAGAGCCUCUCUGGGGGAUCUGCUAACCCCUGCCUGCUGUAGGCCAGGCAGAUGGAUAUCCCCUUGGCUCUCCAGUGGCUCUCCAGUGUCUGUGCCAAAGUGGGCCCAGACUUGCUGCAGUUUCAUGUGGUCUCUCACCACCACCACCAGUAGCCUCCUCUGUAAGGGAACUAAUUUCCCACUUCAAUGACAAUAAAGCUUUCUGCAU
Melospiza melodia melodia is the source of this 886-nucleotide messenger RNA. Its product is annotated as feather keratin Cos1-2-like. The record is from RefSeq and is a predicted model, not a curated record. Gene Ontology annotation, molecular function: structural constituent of cytoskeleton. Gene Ontology annotation, cellular component: intermediate filament. NCBI's taxonomy places the organism in Eukaryota, Metazoa, Chordata, Aves, Passeriformes, Passerellidae.